AGUAGACAAGGGACGUUAUUCAUACUAACAAAAACAUUGGAACUCUUGUGUGUACGAAACCAAGUGCCACAUAGGUACUUUGCCAACGAAAUGUGCUUAUUGGAAUUAUGUCUUGCUGUGAGCUUUUUAAAGUCUAAUUAACUGUCGGGAAAAUGAGUGCUCAUAACCAUAACAUAAUGCCUGAUUUGAUCAGCAGCAGUGUUACUGUGGAUAUUUCUAAUUCCGGUUACAACGUUCUAGGAAAUAAAGAAUCUGCCAGUUGUAUAGUACCAAAGUAUCAACCACUUAAUAUAAAGAAGAAGUUGCAAGGAACUAUAUAUCCUUUUUUGACUACUCCACAUUCUAUACCAGAAGUUCUUCUGAAAGAAUUAUCUGACAUAUUGAAAAAUAAAAAAGCUCAGAAAAUUCUCUUAGUUGGUGCUAUAAAUGUUAUUGGAACCAUCAUCUUGUUACUAUGGUGUCAUUCUACAGGAAGCAUGGCUCUCACAGCCUACACUUAUCUUACAAUAUUUGACAUUUUCAGUUUGUUAACAUGUCUGCUUACACUAUGGAUUCAAUAUCAGCGAUCAUCUUCUAUAUAUUCUUUUGGGUAUGACCGCUUUGUUGUCCUAGCUGUAUUUGCUAGCACCAUGCUGGCACAACUUGGUGCGUUAUUCAUCAUCAAAGAAAGCAUUGAAAGAUUUAUUAUGCAGCCUGAGAUACAUACCGGUCGUCUCCUUUUAGGUACAAUUUUAGCAUUUGUUGUACAUAUGGUUGUUACAUAUAGCAUCAACAACCGUGCAAUGAAUCAUGUCGUUGCUGCUUCUAGUUCCAGUUGGCUUCAAGAACAUAUGACAGAUAUGAGUGAAAGUUUAUGCCAUGUGAUACCAGGACUGAGUAAACUCCUCCUUCCUCGACUCAAUCCAUUUGCUCUAAUUGCAUUUGCCGGUGCAAUUGCUCUUUUCAGCACCCAUGUACUCAUUGAUGCAAAAAUGUACUAUUCUGCCGAUACAUGGGCAGCUGUAGCAAUUGCUUUAAUGACAUGGGGUACAAUGUUUCCUAUGAGCAUGUAUACAGGCAAGAUACUUUUACAGACUAGCCCCUCACACAUAAUUGGUCAACUUGACAAGCUUCUCCGAGAAGCUUCUACUUUAGAUGGAGUUCUUGAGUUUCGUCAUGAACACUUUUGGACUGUAUCUUUUGGAGUUUUGGCUGGGACUUUACAAGUGCGAGUCCGUCGUGAUGCAGAUGAGCAAAUGGUUUUGGCCCAUGUAUACAAUCGUUUGUCUAACUUAGUCUCUGAACUGACUAUUCAAAUAUUCAAAGAUGACUGGACUCGAUCAGCAAUGACCUAUCACUUACCUUCUACUACACCAUUCUCUUCUUAUCCUCCUCCUAUGACUCAAGGCCACUGUGCAACUUCUGUUAGUAAUUUCCCCAGGCACAGUUCCCAAGAGAAUUUCUAUUUCAGCAAUGCUAAUAUUCGUUGACUGAACUAAAAUUAUUUAAAUUCCUCCCAUGCUUUCUUUUAUCUAAACUUCAUAGUUUUGAAGUGAUCUUCCAUCAAAAUUUCAUGCUGUUCUAAACACAAAGUUGUUGAACUUUAUUCAUCAUUAUUUUCAAAAUUAAUUUAAACAAAGGCAGUGUAUAUCAACAGAAAUAUGGUAACAAAAGGAUUAAAGAAGAAAAACAUCAUAAGUUCACACACAAUUUUAUAACAUUAACUUACAUUAUUCAUAUAUCUUCCUGUAUAUUUUUUACUAUCUUAAUAAAUUUUCUGUCUUGUAAAACUUACUUUCA
Molecule: messenger RNA, 1779 nt
Organism: Octopus sinensis (East Asian common octopus)
Lineage: Eukaryota; Metazoa; Mollusca; Cephalopoda; Octopoda; Octopodidae
Product: zinc transporter 6
Exons: 14
Coding region: 153-1469 (438 amino acids)
Biological process (GO): transmembrane transport; monoatomic cation transport
Cellular component (GO): membrane
Molecular function (GO): monoatomic cation transmembrane transporter activity
Source: RefSeq, a predicted model, not a curated record